GGAAGGGGGUCGUGGCCUCGUGGGAAGAGAUAAGGUAGGGGAUCGUGGAUUCUGGUAAGAGAUAAGGCAGGUAGAGAGAAGUCAGGGUGGGACCCAUCCGGGAUUUUCUGCGUCGGUUUCGUCCGCCGAGCACGUUACGCGCGGUUAGGCGCCAAAGAGUCCUUCCGAAAACAAAGUACGAGAAUCAACAAUAGUGGAAGAGAAGAUUUUCAUGUUAAUACUCACUGUAUCGAAUUUAUCUGAUGUCUGAGGAGGACAAAGAUAAACUAGCAUACAACUCAGAUCGAUAUACCUAUCCUGCUCUCUUACUCCACCUUUCACAUCCUUCAGUAGAUUAAGCUUUGAUGCGUAUAGUAAUUAGCAGCAGACUGUAAAGCAGGCAAGUAAGCAGACACUGUAAGCAAGCUUCAUCUUUCAUUACCUUUACAACCAUGUGAAAUGAAUCCUCUUCGUUCUGCCCGACAAUGACAUAUACCUGUACAGUUCCUUGCAGACAUCAAACCGGACAACUGAUUUCGUGAAAGCCACCAUGGCCGAGCCGACAUCGUGGGUUGAUGACGUAGAGAAGCUCCUGUUGGAAGCCCACGACCCCUCGUCAGAGGCAGAGCAAUGGCGGAAGCACUCUAUAUACCGGGUGCCCGCGCGCAUCAGGAACCUCAACCCGGGCGCCUACAAGCCGCAGAUGGUGUCCCUGGGUCCCUUCCACCACGGCGACCCGGACCUGGCGCCCAUGGAGAAGCACAAGCGCAGGGCGCUGCUAUGCCUGCUCCGGCGUGCCGCCAGGCCGCUCGGGGACCUGGUCGCCGCUGUGGCCGAUGUCGAGGAGGAGCUGCGCGCCGCGUACGUGGACCUCGGCGACGAGUGGCGCUGCGGCGGGGGCAGGCCGUUCGUGGAGACGAUGGUCGUGGACGGGUGCUUCUUGCUUGAGGUGAUGAGGACGGCGGCCGCGGCAGGGCGGCGGCGCGCCAUUGUCGGGUACGCGGCCAACGACCCCGUGUUCAGCCGGCACGGGUUGCUGUAUAUGGCCCCGUACGUGCAGCGCGACAUGCUCAUGGUCGAGAACCAGCUGCCGCUGCUCCUGCUCGAACGGAUCGUCGCUGCUGAGACCGGAAAAACAGAGGCCGGUGCAUUGAUCCACUGGAUGGUGCUCAGCUUCCUUGGCGCCGGAAACAUCGACAAGCACCCAGAGGCAAACCUGGGGCUCCACCCGCUAGACAUCUACCGACGGAGCCUCCUCCACUCUGGCUGCAGCAGCAGCAGCAACCCGUUUCGCGACAUCCACCUCGACGACACGCCAUCAGAGAAACCGGCGGACGUCCGCUCCGCGCGGAAGCUCUACGAAGCGGGCAUCCGCUUCAAGCACAGCGGGCGCGAGGACAGCCUCCGGGACGUCCACUUCCACAACGGCGUCCUCACCAUGCCCCAGCUCUUCGUGGACGACUCCACCGAGUACAAGUUCCUCAACCUAAUGGCGUUCGAGGCCCUCCACGCGGGCGCCGGCAGCGGCAGCGGGGACGUGACGGCGUACGUGUUCUUCCUUCGGAGCAUCGUGGGAUCCGCCGACGACGUGCGGCUGCUCCGGGGGAAAGGGAUCGUGAGGAGCGACUGGGUGGACGGGGACGAGACAGUGGUCAGGCUGCUUAAUGGGAUGACCAAGGACGUGGUCUGCGACGAGACCUCGGCGCUGUAUUGCUUCGUGCACGGGGAGGUCGAGGCCUACUGCCGGAGCAGCGCGCGGGUGUUCUUGCACGUCUCGUGGUGCUACCUGAAGAGGACGUAUUUUGGGAACCCCUGGACGUUCCUGUCGCUCGCGGCUGGAGUGUUGUUACUUGUCACGGAUAUUAUCCAGACCGUGUAUGCUGUGCUCUCGUACGAGGUGCAGGGGAAGAGGGAGCAUCAUAAGUGGGACUGAAGGCGCGUGUGUAUACUGGAGUAGAGCAUGGGGAGAUCUUUCCUGUGUUUAGAUGGUCGCACCUGUAUGUGUUGGCAAAAUAUCAAGUGAAAACCACAUUUUCGAUACAAA
Molecule: messenger RNA, 2023 nt
Organism: Brachypodium distachyon (stiff brome)
Lineage: Eukaryota; Viridiplantae; Streptophyta; Magnoliopsida; Poales; Poaceae
Product: UPF0481 protein At3g47200-like
Exons: 2
Coding region: 530-1912 (460 amino acids)
Source: RefSeq, a predicted model, not a curated record